Molecule: messenger RNA, 5318 nt
Organism: Zea mays
Lineage: Eukaryota; Viridiplantae; Streptophyta; Magnoliopsida; Poales; Poaceae
Exons: 13
Coding region: 419-5077 (1552 amino acids)
Biological process (GO): negative regulation of gene expression, epigenetic
Cellular component (GO): nucleus
Molecular function (GO): DNA binding; chromatin binding
Source: RefSeq, marked validated
ACAGCCUACGGAUGCAAAUCAGUGCCCAGGUAGCCAACCGUGCUCCAGAGUGGCAGAGUCCAGAGACCAGACCCGCGAGCUCACCGCUCAGACUUUACCGCCAAGCCUUUUGUUCACCGUUACUCCGUUCACCCCGCGAGGCGUGACUCGUGAGCUCUCCGUGUCUUGGCGAUGACUGGGCGACCGACGAUGCAGCCGUAGGCCAGGGGCCCCAGGUCUUCCUCUGGUCCUUCUCCGGCGAAGAGCACCGGUCAGGUCCUGACACAUCUAUUUUGACUGGAUAACAACGAAGGUUUCUCUGAUAUUCUGAUGUUGUAGCAGUUACUGUGGACGAUGUUCGUUUGUGUUUAUCAUUUUCUUGGUCUUGUUCGGGGCAACAACGACAUUGGGAAUAAGUGUACGGCAGACAAACAGUAACAUGGGAAGGAAAGGCUCAGAAAUGUCACCAAGUAAAAGGUAUCCCUUGAGGUCUCCACAUAGUAGUGGUAGAGUUCUUCGCUCUGCCUUAGCCAAUGAUAAUAAGGACAGUGAGCCUCUGAAUGCUGCUGCUGCUACCCAAGCCGCUGUGAAAAAAAGAAGUGGCAGUCAGUUGGAUAGUCCUAAUAGCAGUGUCAGGUUGUUUCACUCUACAUCAAAAAAUAAGAACGAGGCAUGUAGCGGGCCUCUAAAUGACAGGAUCCCUGAUAAGCCAGCUGCAAAUAAAAGAAAACGUGCCAGUCCUUCACAGGUGGGAAGUUCCAGCAACAGUGUCAGGGUGCUUCGCUCUGCAAUAAAAAAUAAAGAUGAGGCAUGCAGUAAAUCUCUAAGUGACAGGACCGCUGGUGAGCCAGCUGCAAAUAAAAGAAAAAACGUCAAUCGCUCAAAGACGGGGAGUCUGAGCUGUGGUGUCAGGGUGCUUCUAUCUGCUUCAAAAGCUAAGGAUGAGACAUCUACCAAGCCUUUAAAUGAUAGUGCUGCUGUUGAACCAGCUUCAGGUAAAAGGAAAGGCACCAGUCCGUCAAAGGUGGGAAGUGCCAGCAAUAGUGUCAGGGUGCUUCGAUCUACUUCAAAAUAUAAGAAUGAGACAUGUACUGAGCCUUUAAAUGAUAGUGGUGCUGUUGAACCAGCUGCAAAUAAAAGGAAAGGUGUCAGUCGUUCAAAGAAGAGAAGUCUCAAUAGCAGUGUCAGGGUGCUUCGCUCUGCCUCAAAUAAUAAGAUUGAGGUAUCUAUUAAGCCUCUAGGUAAUAGUACUGCUGGCCAACCAGCUGCGAAAAGAAGAAAAAGCGGCAGUUCCUUCGAGGCAGGAAGCCCUGUGAGCAGUGCCAGGGUGCUUCGCUCUACCUCAGAAAGGAAGAAUGAGGCAUCUAAGCCUUUAAAUGAAAGUACUGCUGCUCAACCAGCUGCGAGGAAAAAAAAAGCUGGGGUAAUUUCAAAGACCGACAAUCCAAAGAUUGGUCUCAGGGUUCUUCGCUCUGCCUCAGGAAAGAAGAAUGAAGCAUGUAUUGGGCAUGUAAAUGAUAGUACUUCUGCUGAACCAACUGUGACAAAAAGAAACCGCAAGCCUUCAAUGGAUCGCAGUCCCAAGAAGGACUACUUAAAAAUUUGUCAAAGAGUUAGAUAUAUUUUGAAUCGAAUGAACUAUCAACAAACCUUUAUUCAAGCUUAUGCAAGUGAAGGUUGGAAAGGCCAAAGUUUGGAAAAAAUAAGACCUGAAAAGGAGCUUGAACGAGCCAAGGCAGAAAUCCUCCAAUGCAAGUUAAGAAUCCGUGAAGCUUUUCGAAAUAUGGACUCUCUUUUAUCCAAGGGGAAGCUUGAAGAAUCUUUGUUUGAUUCCGCAGGAGAAAUUUCAAGCGAAGAUAUAUUUUGUGCUGUAUGUGGCUCAAAGGAUGUUACUUUACAAAAUGACAUCAUUCUUUGUGAUGGAGCCUGUGACAGAGGAUUCCACCAGAACUGUUUGAACCCUCCUUUGCUAACUGAAGAUAUACCUCCGGGGGAUCAAAGAUGGCUUUGCCCUGCAUGUGUCUGCAAAGCAGACUCUAUAGAUGCACUAAAUGAACUUCAAGGAAGCAAGCUCUCCAUUCAUGACUCAUGGGAGAAAGUUUUCCCUGAGGCAGCUUCAAUUGCCAACGGUUCUAAACAAGUUGAUACUUCUGAUCUGCUGCCAGAUCAUAUAAAGCACAGUGACAACCCUGCAUUGGUUGAAGGGCUGAUGGUGAAUGAAGUCAGGCUUUCUGCAGAGGAUGACAGCAAAGCGGAUGACCUUGGCUUGCCUUCGGAGGACUCAGGGGAUGGUGACUUCGAUCCGUCAGGUCCAGAUUCUAGUGAAGACCAAAAAGAUGGAUUGAACUCAGAAGAGUCAGAUUUCACAUCUGACUCUGAUGAUUUUUGUGCUGAGAUUGCCAAAUCUUGUGGCCAGGAUGAAGUCUCGGCAUCUCCAUUAUCAAAUGUGAUAAACCAUACUUAUAGAAUGAAACUCAGGGCCAGCAACAACCGCUCUAAUGAAGAAAACCAUGAUCAUGUAUUUAUGGACAUGGAGCUAGGGCAAGACAUGGUGCUACCAGUUUCAAGCAGGCGGCAGGUGGAACGGUUGGAUUACAAAAAACUAUAUGAUGAGGCAUAUGGGAAAGAAUCAUCUAAUUCAAGUGAUGACAAAGAGUGGUCUGGAAAAGAACUAUUAGAAGGCAGUGAAACAGAUUCACUUAGUGAGCGACCUCAUCCUGUAAAACGGUGCUCUAGAAGAGCACAAGCAGAGCAGCAGAAUAAUGAACAUACACCACAGAGGGAGCGCCUUCAUGGUUCUGAAAGUGAGCAGAAAACUGGAAUUCUUCGAUCCAAUGGCAGCAGUAGCACAGGACGGAAGUUUGGUCCUGUAGCUACCCAGAAAUUGAAGGUACAUUUUGAGAAAGAUCCAUAUCCUAGCCGUGAAACGAAAGAGAAUAUAUCAGAAGAACUAGGCUUGACAUUUAAUCAGGUCUCCAGAUGGUUCUCUAGCACUCGUCACUAUUCAAGGGUUGCUUCUGCCAGAAAAGAAAUGCAUCCUGACGGCCAUACUAGCGAGAAUAAUGAUACCACGACUGUAGAUAGCAUGCAAGCAAGGCAACCCAACACUGUGGUGAUGGAAAAGUUGACUGGGAAUAGAAAUGACAUUGUUUCUGAGAAACCGAUGGUGCAGAACAAUCUUAACCAAGGGGUGGCAGAAAAGUUGACUAGGGAUAGAAAUGACAUUGUUCCUGAGAAACAGGUGGUGCAGAGCAAUCUUAACCAAUGUAAUAAUGAAGAUAUCCCGCUUUCUGGAACAGAAAUUGAGAUGGAGUCUUACGAACAAGAAUCAUCUGAAAGCAGUGAUGAAGAGUGGUCCACACUUAGCACACCACGAAAAACAAAAUUACAAGGCAACGAAAAAGUAUCACUUACUGAAUCACUACGUUCUGCAAAACGGUGUUCUAGAAGAGCACCAGCUAGGGAGCAGAAUAAUGAACAUACUCAGAGUGAGCAGCUUCAUGGUUCUGCAAGUGAGCAGCAAGCUAGAGAGCAACUUCAUGGUUCUGUAAGUAAACAGCAAACUGAAGUUCUUCGCUCCAAUGUCAGCAGUGGCGAUGCCUCAAAAUGUCAUUUUGGCCCUAUAGUUACUCAGAAGCUGAAGGAACAUUUUGAAAAAGAUCCAUAUCCUUGCCGUGCAACAAAAGAGGGUCUGGCACAAGAGCUAGGACUGACAUUUAAUCAGAUCAGUAAGUGGUUCUCUGCCACCCAUCAUUAUUCAAGAGAUGCUGUUGCCAAGAACCAAAAAUACCCAGGAGAAAAUACUACUGAGAAUAAUAGUAGCACAAUCUUUGAUGGUAUACAAGUAAUAGAACCCAAUUUUGGUUUGAUAGAUAAACCAGAUGCAGAUACAAAUGACAUGAUUUCUGAAAAGUUGAUGGUACAAAUUAAUCUUAACGAAGGCAUUGAAGAGGAUAUCCCACCGAGCCAAUAUACUACCAGGUGUGAAGAGAAAUUAACUAUGACUCAAGCUGCCAUCUCAAGGGAAGCUGGACCUCCAGGUUAUGGUCCUGGAGAAAACUUUCUUCAGGUCAGUUCAAGGAUUACUAGCUGUGAGCAGAGUGUGAUAAUGGCUCCUAGCGCUAUCGCAAGAGGAGUUGGUCCACCAGGAUAUACGCCUGGAGAACACCAGGGCAAUGGGGCUCCAUGGAAUACAAGCUAUGAGCGAAGACCGUUUACGAGUCCUACGACUAGCUCAAGAGAAGUCGGACCUCCAGGAUAUGGGCCUGAAGAAAACCAAGGCAGUGGCAUUUCCUGUAAUACAAGCAGAGAGCAAAUAUUGUUUAUGAGCCCUACAACCAUCUCGAGAGAACUUGGUCCACCAGGAUAUUUGCCCAGAGAAAACCAGCGCAGUGACACUUCAUGGAAUACAAGCUGUGAGUCGGGACUAUUUAUGAGUCCUGCGACCACCUCAAUAGAACAUGGUCCACCAGGAUAUGGGCCUGGAGAAAACCAGGAGAAUGACAGUACAAGCUGCGAGUUGAGAAUGUUUACAAGUCCUACAAUCGUCUCCAGAGAAGUUGGCCCACCAGGAUACCAGCAGGGAGUGUUUAUGAGUCCUAAAACCAUCUCAAGAGAAGUCUGUCCUCCAGGAUUUGGGUCUGGAGAGAACCAGGGCAACGACACUACAUGGUACAAACAGAGCGCGUUUACAAGUCCUACAACCAUCUCGAGAGAAGUCGGUCCGCCAGGGUAUGGACAGGAAGAUCAGGGCAAUGGUGGUUCUUGGAACACGAGUUGUGAGCAGGGAGUGUUUACGAGUCCUACUAGAGGCAUCUCAAGAGAAGUCGGUCCGCCAGGAUACGGGCCCGGGGAAAGUCAGGGCAAUACCACUUCGUGGAUUUCGACCUGCCAGCAGAGAAUGCUUGCAGGAAUCCAGAGAACUGGUGGCUCAAGGAGUAUGGACUUGGAAGCCUUUCCACCGGGAUACGGACCUGGUGGUGCUUCAGGGAGUGUCAUAAGCCCCCAAGCUCGGUCUGCAGAGAAUGUAGAAUUUUCGGACGAGGCUAGAAAAAAGGCUAUACAGCGGGAGCUGAGACGGCGGCAGAAGUUCAGGUGAAGGCAAUAUAUCCAGUCUUCAAGACAAGACAAUAUAUCCAGUCUUGAUGGCUGAAUGAGUGGGCGACCUUAGUUGCCAUCAAGCAAAACCCUUGUUGUAUCAGCUGCUUAUCUUCCUUUUACAGACUUGCUUGGUUUGUCAAGGAUUUCUUAUGUGAACCCUCUUGAACCUGAAGUAUUCAAUGCGCUGUGAAUUUGUGCAGUUGCCUUUCUUCUGCAUGAUAGUACAUGUUAUCUGGGUU